Cydia pomonella (codling moth) is the source of this 2601-nucleotide messenger RNA. Its product is annotated as nose resistant to fluoxetine protein 6-like. The record is from RefSeq and is a predicted model, not a curated record. The coding region runs from base 694 to 2601 and encodes 635 amino acids. Lineage: Eukaryota; Metazoa; Arthropoda; Insecta; Lepidoptera; Tortricidae. The transcript has 13 exons. Gene Ontology annotation, molecular function: acyltransferase activity, transferring groups other than amino-acyl groups.
UCCAUGCACGCUCUGCACAUGGGACUGUUCGUUUUACCCAUAUUACGAGUAUGUAGGUGUUUGUUUAUUGUGUUAUGUCCAGUAAUUAAUCCUACAAUUUUUCGUAGUUUGUGUCUGGGUGUUUUCAGUAUUAUUUUGGUGAGCUUGUAGUUUUUGAUAUAAUUAUUUUUGAUUUCUACGAAUAUAAUGAAAUUAGUACCGUAAAAUGUGCCUACUUUCAUCCAUACUGCGUAAUUGUGCUCCAAAAGUUUUUAAAUUCACAAAAAAACUAUAUUACAACCUGAUUUAAGUAUUAAAACAUGAUACAAUAUACUAAUUUUAAAAUUAAAAUUAAAUUUUAGUAUAAUAAUAAGAUAAUUUUUAGUGUGUUUAACAAAUAAAAUUAAACUAAGACUGUAUGGACCAAGGUCAGAAAUAAAUGUUUAUUUUUUAUUUUUUUUUAUUUCGGAUUUGGAGUAGUUGAGACACUUGAUGGUUUUAGAUUAUACCGAUAGGCCAGUGACUCUCUGGGUUUAACUAAGUAUUAUUUUUACCCAUACUUAUAAGCUCUCCGAGUUGAACCCUAAUUAAAAAGAACAGUUGCAUGUUAUUUGUGAAUGUUUCAUGACGCAUUAUUUUACGAGUUAGUGUCGCCGACAACCAGAUCAACGGUUGUCUUUUAUUUGUUAUUUAAUUAUAGUUUUUUUAGGCAUAAUGAAGUUAGCAAUUUUACUAUUUUUAGUUCAUCAGUGUUCGGGUAUCAUUUAUUCCCUAAAUUUAACAGAAUACUACAAGCUGCCGGAUUUGUACCAAAUGGACGAUUUCGACCCGUGUCUGGCCGAUCCGGGCGGCCUAUACUGCAUGGUGGACGCUGACCUUUACCCCGGGGAUAAUCCUGAACUCAUGAGGACCAUCAGGGAGUACUCUGAAUAUAAAAGAAAGCAUUUUAACCACACACAAGUUCACAGAGCUCUAUGCAUUACUAAAACUUGUAAGGGCUUCAUACAGAAUAGAAACUUAGAAAUAGAAGAGGACCUAAAGUUGAUUCUUGAGGAAUGCGUUAAUGCUUCCGUGUGGCGUGAAUACAAACUAAAUGCUAGACUGUCAAAUAUAUCAACGUGCAAGAAACAUGGAGCGAAAAGAUAUUUUAGCAUCGGAGAUUAUAUCAUGACAGCAGUUUAUAUAGCUUUAAUAAUACUUAAUGCAUUGGGGACUUUGCAUGACGAGCUUAAAGGGACAACUCCAGGAAACCCCUACUUGCUGGCGUUCUCGUUGCGAAGAAACUGGUGCAGACUGACAAGCCCAAGCAGCGCAGGCUCCGACCACAGAUUGCGGAGGCUUAAAGUCAUCGAUGCAAUGAGGGCCUUGACGAUAUUCGGCGUGUUUUCAACCCAUACUGCGCUGGCAAUUGGCUUCUCUUACCUUAAGAACCCUCUUUAUUUUGAAACGGCGUACGAUGACAUUAAAAAGAACAUCCUCAUCCAAGGUCCCGUAGUGACGUAUACGUUCUUCAUGAUGUCUGGCUUCCUGGUGGCCUUCAACAUUGAGCUGCAGGCGGAAAAGCGAAAGAUUACGUUGUGGGACUGGCCUAGGGGCAUGUUGCUGAGGUAUCUAAGAUUAACCCCGUGCCUAGCCCUCGUGAUGUUCACGAUCAUGACUCUGAACCGUCACUUCGGCGACGGUCCGCAGUGGGACAUCGUGGUCACGGGCGAGGCCGAGGCCUGCAGACAGUACUGGUGGGCGCAUCUGCUGUACAUCAACAAUUAUAUAUAUGAUGACUCGCACUGUCUGCCUCAGGGUUGGUACCUGGCAGCGGACACGCAGCUCUUCGCCCUAGGGUUACUAGUGUGUGUGGUAUGCCGCCGUCCACGCUCGCAGAUGCUAGUCAUUGGUGUGCUGGCUGUCGUUUCGUUAGUGAUACCCGCUGCACACACAUACUUCCAGGAUUUUGAUGCGGUGGCUUAUCAGUCUCCCGAAAUGUUCCGAACUGUGUACAAGAACUACGACACAUUCCGCAAAAUGUACAUCGGUUCCCACACUAACCUGUCGACCUACGUCGUAGGCCUCGCUGCAGGCCUCCUGGCCUUCCGCUGGCUCAACAACGAGAAGGCCCUCGCUGAGAAGUUCAAGAGACAUCGCUGGGUUGUCUGGCUGUUCUCCCCGUUAGGCUUCGUCUGCGUAUUAUCCAGCACCUUCCUCUACACGGACGGGUACGAGCCGACGAUGACGACCAAGAUCCUCUUCGCCGUUCUGAGGAAACCUGCCAUGCAACUGAUCAAUAUUGUGAUUCUGAUGGGGUGCAUCUUUAAGGCAGAAGACAUAGUUCGUGGUCUCCUAGAAUGGCGUGGCUUCACCUGGAUAGCUCGAGUAUCGUACAGCGCAUUCCUGAUACACACGAUCAUUCAACGUGGUUUUAUCGGUACACAGAGGGUCCCGGGCUUCGCAUCUGACAUUUACCUGAUAAUGAUCCUGGCAGGGACAGCCUUCCUGUCCCUCGCCGGAGCAGCAAUCUUGUGGGUGACAGUAGAAGCUCCCCUAGCUACUGUAGUCAAGACCAUAUUCGUUCCAGGCUGGAGGGAACCACUACGUGAGGAGACAACGGAUGAGACUACUAAGGUGUAA